CUGGGGUUACGAUGAGUGAGGUGUUUAGGAGCUAAGUCACAUCUAAUGGAGUCGGCACAGUGCGCUGCCAGAGUUGCUGUUUGCUUAGCCGACGAAGGAGACAAAGCAUAGAUGCAAGAUGUCAAAUUCCACUCUCCAGGUUUUGGAAUUUUCAAUGCCCAUCCAUCGAAGGAUGCUACGCUGCCGUAUCCCACGUCCUCGCCACUCCCGCUGGGUUUACAUCAUCACCGUCACCAGUGCAUCGGAAGUCUAAACAACCCAUUUGUAGCCAUAUAAAAUGUUCCCUUUCCCUUCUCCCCAUCCAAGGUAGCCUGAAAUCUCAAUCCGGGACUCCAUUUCCUCUGCACCACAUCAUCACGUCGCUGCUGCAGAAGCAGAAGAAGGUGGAGGCGUAGCUCACACCCACACACCAUAUCGUUUACUCGGGGUAGUAACUAGUGAACCACUCCCUCCUUGGGGGCCUUUACUGCUGCCAUACCCUGCGGAUCUCUGCGACCGACCCCUUUGACCAAACCCUUUUUAUCAUCUCAGAGAGAGAUCUCCUCUGAGGGGGAAGCCUGACGACGAGGGCUCUCACACCAAACAGAGAGCUCCUCGGCGAUGGGGCGGGCUGCUAGGUGGCUGAGGAGUUUUCUGGGAGGGAAGAAGGACACCAAGGGUCAAAAGGACGAUGCCAGCACCAGUGGCCACGACACCAGAGAUCGAAAGAGGUGGAGUUUUGCCGGACCCCAGCAAGCCGCAAGCAUGGGUCACAGUCCUGUUACAGCAGCGUGGUUGAGCACCUUCCACGACGACAGCGAGGAGGAGACCAAGCACGCCAUAGCGGUGGCGGUAGCCACUGCGGCCGCUGCCAACGCCGCGGUGACGGCGGCUCAGGCGGCGAUGGUGCGACUGAAGAGCCUUGGGACAGAAAGAACGACGCCCUAUGGCAUCUACGAACGGUGGGCUGCUGUCAAGAUUCAGACAGCCUUCAGAUGCUACUUGGCAAAGAAAGCUCUUCGAGCUCUCAAGGCGCUGGUGAAGCUGCAGGCUCUAGUCAGAGGCUACCUUGUGAGGAAGCAAGCAGCCAUAACCCUCCGCAGACUGCAAGCUCUUGUAAGAGCUCAGUCUGUAGCCAGGCCUCGAGAAGCUCGUGCUCUGCCCCAGCAAGGUCGAAGACUCGACGCACAAGUCUGCCAUCGCAGAUCCUUCGAAAGGUUUAAUGUCAGAGAUGCAAGGUGCAAGCCUACGGGAUCAGAAGAGAGCCAUGGCCUCGAUAGGAGUCCAAAGAUCGUGGAGAUGGAUACCUUCCAACUCAAGUCCAAGUCAUUCCGGAGGACAGGUUCUUCUAGUUUUAAUGCACUCGAGGAACCCACGGUGCCACUUUCUUCUCCACUCGCACACAAGAUCCCGUCUCGUCUCUCCAUCCCCAGCUGCCGGAGUUCUCGAGACUACCACUAUUACCGAAACCCUGAAAGAUCUCCCUGCUCCAAGACAGCACAAAAUACUCCUCGCCUCAACCCACAAACUCCACCGAGGUACAUGAACAUAACCGCAGAUGUGGUUGUAUGGCACACUCCGAGCCCCGCGAACUCUCCGAACUACAUGGCAAACACAUCGUCCUCUGCGGCAAAGUUGAGGCCUCAGAGCACGCCGAAGCAGAGACCAGAGAAAGCCAGCCGCAGGAAGAAGUUGUACGCAAACGAGACCGUGCCGGGGACUAGUCUGAGCGACACCUGGUCUCCCUUACAAGAACACGAAGCUUAUUGCAAUUUGAAAUAUGGGAUGGUGGGAAGGAUUAAUAGGACUGCCAAGAUGGUGAAGGAGGCAGCCAGGGAUUACUACUUGGAUAGCAUGUGGUGAAUCAGUAGUGAAAGCAAACUGGUUUGGGAGAGGUUCUCUUGGAAUUGUAAGAACCUCUGAACUAUUCCUUGCUACUGAAUUGUGAGUGUCGAGGAAGGGAUCUGUAGAUUCUCCUGGUCUGAUCUAAAUUUGCUGCAACCUUGGUUCUUAGCUUC
This is a messenger RNA of Musa acuminata AAA Group (dessert banana), 1997 nucleotides long. RefSeq names its product protein IQ-DOMAIN 25. Gene Ontology annotation, molecular function: protein binding. The transcript has 4 exons. The record is from RefSeq and is a predicted model, not a curated record. NCBI's taxonomy places the organism in Eukaryota, Viridiplantae, Streptophyta, Magnoliopsida, Zingiberales, Musaceae. The coding region runs from base 601 to 1842 and encodes 413 amino acids.